Toxotes jaculatrix (banded archerfish) is the source of this 2457-nucleotide messenger RNA. It is a transcript of the gene sar1aa, whose product is annotated as secretion associated, Ras related GTPase 1Aa. NCBI's taxonomy places the organism in Eukaryota, Metazoa, Chordata, Actinopteri, Toxotidae. Gene Ontology annotation, molecular function: GTP binding; GTPase activity. Gene Ontology annotation, biological process: membrane organization; endoplasmic reticulum to Golgi vesicle-mediated transport; intracellular protein transport. Gene Ontology annotation, cellular component: COPII vesicle coat; endoplasmic reticulum exit site. Bases 85 to 681 code for a protein of 198 amino acids. The transcript has 7 exons. The record is from RefSeq and is a predicted model, not a curated record.
AGAAUAUCUCCGACUGACUGUUUCCAAGGAGACCAUCGAUACUAACUGAUCGCUGGUCAGUGCCGAGAGGCAAAGACCCACAAGAUGUCAUUUUUAUUUGACUGGAUCUACAGGGGGUUUAGUAGCAUUUUACAGUUCUUAGGUCUUUACAAAAAGAAUGGGAAGCUGGUUUUCCUGGGCCUGGACAACGCCGGUAAAACAACACUGCUGCACAUGUUGAAAGAUGACCGACUUGGCCAACACGUACCCACACUGCAUCCAACAUCUGAGGAGCUGACCAUCGGUGGCAUGACAUUUACUACAUUUGAUCUGGGAGGUCACGUACAAGCUCGAAGAGUUUGGAAGAACUACCUGCCGGCUGUGAAUGGAGUCGUCUUUCUUGUAGACUGUGCAGAUCACGACAGACUCACAGAAUCCAAAACUGAGCUCGAUGCUCUGCUAGCAGAUGAAACCAUAGUCAAUGUACCAGUGUUGGUGUUGGGUAAUAAAAUUGACCGUCCUGAGGCCAUCAGUGAAGGAGGACUGAGAGGAGCUUUUGCUCUCGAUGGUCAAGUGACAGGAAAGGGAAAUGUCUCUUUGAAGGAGCAGAACAUUCGACCACUGGAGAUUUUCAUGUGCAGCGUGUUGAAAAAACAAGGCUACGGGGAAGGUUUCAGAUGGUUAUCACAGUAUAUCGACUGACGACACGAAGGACUGAAGCUUAAGCAGAGGGGAUUUUCUUGACACAUUUUCUUGAAACGUGACAAAGAAUUUUGUCUCUUUGCCAGUGUCAGUCAACCCAAGUUCCAAAUCAUAUUAUUAAGAGCAUAUUAAGACCAUAUUCUUUUUAAUCCUUAAAGCGUUUAUUCAGGGUUUAAAGGUUUCUAUGCAAACUUUUAAAAGUGGUUCAUGGUGAACUGUCCUACUUGUGUUAUAUAUGUGAGAGUUAACUCAGUUGUCCGACUGCAUGGCAUGUUAAUUAGAUCAUAUGUGAUUAUAAUACACGUGCAGCCAUACUUUGUGUAAGAAUGUAGAUAUGUCAGUGUUGCAUUAUUUAUUAUCUAAUAGACCAACUGCUUGAGUUGGAAUUUAUGAAGAAGUGAGUGAUGUAAAUGAUGGUCUCAAAAUGACUGUGGUGGCUCAUUUAUUGCUUGUCUGACAUCAGAUUAAGAGAGUCGAAUUUAGAUUUAACAGCUAAUUAGACAAAUAACAAAAUGCAGAAGAUUAAUUUUAGUUCAUUUAAUCUAACAAUGCGCAGACACCCACCUUCAAAUUACAUAGCCACAGAUGUAUGCCAGUGACUUUGGGAUUAGCAGGGAGAGAGACUGAACAAAAGAUAUGUUCCAGGCUGAGUACUGAGCCAAAAUAACAUCAAAUCCCCUUUAGAACCCAAAAAAGGAGAAAAGACAGCACGUCUCUCAAACAAGGGCAAAGAUGAGGAAGUAAAGUGAGUCAAGCUGAACAGCUCACUGAUGAGUGUGUUGUGAUUAAUGUGCUGCUCACUUUCAGUGUCUUGAUAGAAUUUGCUUCUUCAGUUUUGCUCUGAGAGUUACAUCUUUUGCUAAAUGCAUUGACCCAAAGUCGUGUUACAUGUUGCGUUGAAGGCAGCUAAGUUAACGUGUGCUACUUGGACUGAAAGGAGUCAUUAUUAUCUUUUACUUUGGGAUGUUCAUAGAGAAUUUUUCUGACUUUAAUUGGCUGCCCUUGCUUUAUUAUAGUGUGGAUGCUGUAGUAAUGCAUUUCCCUUGAAAUGUCAGGAAGCAAUAAAGAAGAAUGACUAACUGUAACUGUAGCAAAGACAGUUUUACUCCACUGUAUUUGAGAGUAGGAAGGAGUACACAUAGUUCCAAGUCUGUUUAUUGAAAUCUGUUCAUCAUUAACUAAUACUGCAUAAAAUACAGUGUCUCAUUUAUCUGCGUAGUAUUGGUUACAAUCUUACUUGCAUUUAGCAUGGCUGAAAGUCCAGCAAUAUUUUAAAUGAGAGACUAAAAUUAGUAUUUAAUUUUUUUUGGGUUAUUUAUUCCUUUAUUCUAGAGCCUGAGCAAUAUAUCUGCAUGUAAUCCUCAUGUAGGCUUUACAACAUUAACAGGGUUGAAGUGGUGCAGGUAAUGUACUUUUUGACUAUCUGAAGAGAUAUGAGAGUGCAUUUGUAAACAUUAAUAUGCUAACCUGUAAAUUACUAUUCUAAUCUUAUCUAGAUACUUAAAUAUUUCUGUUCUUUCUGUCUGUGGAUGUAAACAUACAUUUUUAUAAUGACAUGUGAAACUGUAUCUUCAUCAUUAGAAGCUGGAAAUAGAUAAUGAGAAACAGAAGCAUGUGAUCGCUGAGCCCCGUUCGCUGUUUUCUGCAUCCCAUGUUUACAGGGUGAUGUUCUGAGUAUUAGGUUCUUCUCCUUUGAACAGUUUUCCCUACCAGUCACUGAACUCCUGUAAAUUAUGUAUGAUACAGAUGUAAAUGUUUGUACAGUAAAUGCCCUUU